AUGGAUGGAGAUAUUGAAAUAUCGAUCGACAAGCUCCCAAUCAAACGCCUGGAUGCUAUUGAAGAAAACGGCACCGAACGCUUUCCUUCCGAUGUGGAUUAUGAUGAGAAGAGGCUGAAUUUGAUUAGGAGAAUAGACUUUGGGUGGGCAGUUGAGAGAGAGGAUCCUAGUAAGAAGCAGAAGAGUGAAGGUAAAACCUCUGCUAAGGAGAGUACAACCACCAAUCAGCAUCCAUGGCAAUGGCAGAGCCUAGUGGAAAAUCUGCAGUUGGCUCACCAAGAGCUCUCUGUCAUCAUCGAUCUCAUCAAUACGGUAGAGGCAAAUGAUGCAGUAACGGUUGCGGGCAUGACCAGGCCAAAGCAGUUACCAAACGAGCUUUUGUCUGACCUGGCUGUAUCUACUGCGACCAAGCUACAGUGUUUCCGGCAUCUAGGAAAAUAUUUCAAGCAAUCUGCGACAGCAUUAGAAAAGCAGGUAGCUAGAGAGGCGAGAUUUUAUGGUGCUCUCAUUAGAUUGCAGCAAAAUUGGAAAGUUAAACGACAUCGAUUGGUGGCUGCUGCCUCUGCUGGAAUGCUGGCUGUGAAUAUGCCCCCAAAUUCAUGCCGCUCUCUUCGAUUUGAGUUUCUUGGUUCCCAUUCUGCUAAUAAUAUGAGAAGAUCCGGUGAGACCAACAUGCAUGCCUUGUCUGAAGAUUCUUCCACAGAAACUAUCAAAGAACAUGCUGAUGAUGAUGAAUGCGUGAGGAAAACACAUUCACUCCUCCGUGAGGUUCAUCGAGCCAUCUUUGACGAGCAGGUGUUUGAAUUGGUAAGUCGUGAAGCAUGUAAUUCAUCUCUAAGUGUAAAUCUGACUGGGAUACAAGAAAACUAUCUACGCUUGAGCAUUAAUCAAGGAGCAUCUGUCUCGAUUUCACUUCUGCUAUCUAGACAAGAUAAUAAGAUAGUCAGUGGAGCAGGCACAAACAGUUCGAAAGCUGAAACUGUACCUUCUGAAUUAUUGGUUGGGUCAAAAUUUAGAGAAGGAAAAGAUAAUGUGAAGAAAUUGGGGUUUCCAAAUCGAAUUAGUUUCGAGAUUUAUUUGCAGCAACUGUUUCAUGAAUAUGUGUUUGUGAAAGCAAAAGAAAAGACCACAUCUUCUUUUAGAAGUCAGAUAUUUGGUCAGCAAUCAAAGGACAGCUUAAAUAUUCUGGAUCAUUUCUGCAUGUCUCUAGCUCACAGCAUCUUCUCAAACAAAGUUCUGUCAGAGCUUGAAAAUCUGGUUUGCAGAACUCCAUAUGUCCAGUUGAUAUCUCAUCCCACUUGGCAUUCGCGGACGUCUUCAUGGACUUUAUCAAUGAAGGUUCCUCAGUCAAUUCUUCAUGCUGGAAGCCAAAUUCAGUCAUCUGGCACUAGCAAUGUGAAGAAUGUAAGAUCUCUGUUUUGGACUAAGGUGGUGGUGAUUGAUGAAUCUAUUAGUGUGGAGGGGGAAGAUCUUCCUAUAAUACUCCUCCAGCAGAUCGCUAGUCAAGUUAUUCAGUGGCUUCAUGGGGAAGCCCUCACUGUCGGCAUUAAAGUGACUAGAGACUUCUUAUCAUUGGCAUUUGAACUGGACCAUGGUGAAAUAGCUAGUCUAGUGGCUCAUGUAGACCCUGAAGAUACCAGGGGAUGCAUCUCAUGGUGGUUGAUGAUAGAUGACGGAUUAACCGAGGAUCGCAAAUUUCAUCCUGACCUCUCAAUUGCUGUUAACUAUUCUGGGCACUUUUGUGUUGCACUUGAACAUUGGAAGAUAUUUACUACAUCGUGGCUGAAGAUUUCUGGUCUGCGCUUGAUCUUGGGUAUAGCAUAUGGCCAAAUGCCAAUCAGCACUUUGCUGGAUCCUCCUAUGUUUAGUAAGAUUGUGAGCAUUAGAGGAAGGAGAAGUAUGGAGUCACUGUGUAGGGUUGCAGUUUUGAGAAAAAAAAAGACCUCUCGUAUACCUGUAAAUGAGAUGCGUACACAUGCGAAAGUAGUUCUUAGGAGGGCAGAGAAGUCAUUAGUCGUAGAGGGAACGGUAUGGCAGGAGCAAGGCCUACUUUCUCUGCUUAUGUUGAUCCCAGUGUAG
Molecule: messenger RNA, 2079 nt
Organism: Fraxinus pennsylvanica
Lineage: Eukaryota; Viridiplantae; Streptophyta; Magnoliopsida; Lamiales; Oleaceae
Source: the annotation of a GenBank genome assembly